This is a messenger RNA of Perca fluviatilis (European perch), 1281 nucleotides long. Its product is annotated as P2Y purinoceptor 1-like. The transcript has a single exon. Gene Ontology annotation, biological process: G protein-coupled receptor signaling pathway. The record is from RefSeq and is a predicted model, not a curated record. Gene Ontology annotation, molecular function: neuropeptide receptor activity. Gene Ontology annotation, cellular component: membrane. Bases 41 to 1015 code for a protein of 324 amino acids. Lineage: Eukaryota; Metazoa; Chordata; Actinopteri; Perciformes; Percidae.
CCCAGCAAGAGAAGGAGCUGUACUAACUGUCCAGAAGACAAUGGCAAACGCAUCUUGUCAAGGUAUCAGAUUUGACUUUACAGGCAGAUUCCUGCCUCCUGUUUACAUCUUAGUCUUCAUCAUUGGUCUGCUAGCUAAUGGAUGGGGAUUGAAGUCUUUGCUGCAGAAAUGGAAGAAACUGGGCAUCAUUAAUGUGUUUGUUUUCAACCUCGGACUUGCUGAUAUUCUGUACCUGCUCACACUCCCCUUUUUGGUGGUGUACUACUUUAUGGAGAGAAAGUGGAUCUUUGGAGACGCAUUCUGCAAGAUAACACGAUUCUGCUUCAACCUGAAUUUAUAUGGCAGCAUUGGGUUCCUUACUUGUAUAAGUGUGUACAGGUACCUGGCUAUUGUCCAUCCAAUGAGAGUGAUGGGAAGAAUAACUGUCACUCACUCUGUGGGGAUCUCAGUCAUGGUUUGGUUCUUGGUGAGCGUCCAAAGUCUUCCAGACAUGUUCUACAGCAAAACAUUUGGAAACAAGCCUGAGCAAUGCUUCGAUACCACCUCUGACAGCUAUGUGGAUGAUUACAUUAAAUACAGCCUUGGAUGGACAUUCACUGGGUUUUGUAUCCCAUUGCUCAUCACACUGGGCUGCUAUGGACAUGUGAUUGUCGUUCUCUGCCACACAAAUACCACUGACAAGGUACUGAAACAGAGAUGUUUGAAGUUGUUGUUCAUCGUGAUUCUUCUCUUCUCUGUUUGUUACAUCCCCUAUCAUGUACUGAAGAACCUCAACCUCUGGUCAAGAGUUCUGCAAAGACAGAACAUAUGCCGUAAAUGGUCUAAUGAGGUCUACAUUGCUCAUCAGAUAAGUCGUGGCCUUGUGUGUCUGAACAGUGCUCUCAACCCUCUGGUUUACCUCCAUGGAAAUGAAGAUAUUCCUGCUCAGCUCAGACAGCUGCUCCAGCAAGCUCGUAAAACUUUCAUGCGUCUCGCCCCUAGUCAAGUUCCACUGGUUGAAUUGUCUAAUAUGUGAAUGAAAUUGAAUUAUUGUAUUGCAUUAUCUUGUUCUGGGUCAAGUUUUUUAUCUAUGUUAUGGUCAUAUUGCUAUUAACACGCUCAAAAAGGAAAUUAAUUUAUUAUUAUUAUUAUUUGAAAAUGUCAUGGUUCACUUUCAGAAAGGUUUGCUGAGAGAACAGGACCGUGUUUUGUGAUCGGGGGCUCAGUGCCAUGCAUGAUUUCUUUGGAUUGAAACAGGAAGUUCAUAGUGUGAACGUGUAAAAAUAAACAGGAUGCAAACUG